AUGUUGACAGCCGUCCACACAGAGGGAGAAAUUAGUGAAGAAAUAAUAAAUCAAGUAUUUCCUGGAGUGUGGGCCUCCAAUGUACCAGGGAGAGCGAAAAAUGCACUCCCAAUAUUAAUCAAACUCAAGGAAGGAAGACAACCAGUUAGAAUUAAACAGUAUCCCCUGAAGAGGGAAGAUAGGGAAGGAAUUAGUCCCAUAAUUGAAGACCUUUUGCAGUUAGGCUUGUUAAAAGAGUACCCAUCUGAGUUCAAUACUCCCAUUUUGCCAGUCCGGAAACCUGAUGGGUCAUACCAGAUAGUACAAGAUCUAAGGGCUGUUAACAAAAUAACUGAGGUUCUCUAUCCUGUAGUUGCAAACUCAUUCACUCUGCUAACAUACCUGACACCCGAGCUAACUUGGUUUACUGUUUUAGACUUGAAAGAUGCCUUCUUUUGCCUCCCUAUCCAUGAGGACAGCCAGAAAAUUUUUGCAUUUGAAUGGGAAAACCCCAAAAGUGGGCGCAAAUCCCAGCUCACCUGGACUGUGUUGCCUCAAAGAUUUAAAAACUCUCCUACUCUGUUUGGAGAGCAACUUGCCAAGGAUCUGGAAUCCUAGGAAGCUCCCCCAGAAGAAGGAAAGAUAUUGCAGUACGUAGAUGACAUCCUCAUAGCCACCCGGACAAAAGAGGCAUGCAUAGCCUAAACUGUAAGCCUGCUAAACUUUCUGGGACUUCAGGGAUACAGAAUAUCAAAGAAAAAGGCCCAAGUAGUGAAGCCAAAAGUAAUUUAUCUGGGUUAUGAGAUCAGUGCUGGACAGCGGACUCUAGGGCAAGAUCGCAAAGAAACGAUAUGCCAAACCCCAAAACCUCAAACAGUGAAGGAGCUGCGAACAUUCUUAGGAAUGACAGGAUGGUGCAGACUAUGGAUACACAGCUACGGGUUGCUUGUGAAACCUCUGUAUGCACUCAUUACAAGCGGGAACAGAAACCUCCAGUGGACAAAAGAGGCCACUCAAGCCUUCCACCAGCUGAAGAAUGCCCUCAUGUCGGCCCCAGCGCUUGGACUCCCGGAUGUAAGUAAACUGUUCUUUCUGUUUUCCCAUGAGAAGUAAGGAAUUGCCCUGGGAAUACUGGCCCAGGACUUAGGUCCGUACCGAAGAGCAGUUACUUACUUCUCCAAACAACAAGAUGCAACAGCCAAGGGAUGGCCAGGAUGCCUUAGAGCUGUUGUUGCAGUGGUGCUAAAUAUUCAAGAAGCACGUAAAUUCACCCUGGGCCAGAAAAUGACUGUAUUGGUGUCUCACACAGUGUCUGCAGUCCUGGAAGUAAAGGGCGGGCACUGGCUUUCCCCACAAAGGUUCCUGAAAUACCAAGCCAUCAUGGUAGAACAAGAUGAUGUAGAGAUAGUUGUAACUAACAUUAUCAACCCAGCUUCUUUUCUCAGGAAAUCAAGGGGAGCCGGUGCACCAUGACUGCCUGGAGACCAUCGAAGCCUCCUACUCCAGCCACCCAGACCUGAAAGACACCCCGCUGGAUGAUGCAGAAACCUGGUUCACUGAUGAGAGCAGCUACAUCAUCAGUAGAAAGCAACACGCCGGGUAUGCAGUUACCACCUGCAAAGAGGUAAUUGAAUCUGGACCCUUGCCAACAGAUACCUCUGCACAAAAGGCAGAGAUCAUCGCUCUAACCCGUGCCCUAGAGAUUGCAAAGGGAAGGAAAAUAAACAUCUAUACAGACUUGAGAUAUGCAUUUGGGGUUGUACAUGCACAUGGGGCCAUCUGGAAAGAAAGAGGACUGUUAAACUCACAAGGGAAAAACAUCAAACAUGCACAAGAGAUAUUGCAGCUACUGGAAGCAGUCUAGCUACCUGAGCAGGU
Messenger RNA from Parus major (Great Tit), 1857 nucleotides. RefSeq names its product retrovirus-related Pol polyprotein from transposon opus. Lineage: Eukaryota; Metazoa; Chordata; Aves; Passeriformes; Paridae. The transcript has a single exon. The record is from RefSeq and is a predicted model, not a curated record.